GUUAGCAUUGAAGAGAUGGCCUUCAAAUUUGCAAUCACUAGUAUAAACAGAAAUAAAACAUUCAUGCCUAAUACCACCCUGACAUAUGAUGUACAAAGAAUCAAUCUUUAUGACAGCUUUGAAGCUUCCAGGAGAGCUUGUGAUCAGCUCACACUUGGAGUAGCAGCCGUAUUUGGACCAUCUCACAGUUCUUCUAUAAGUGCAGUACAGUCUAUCUCUAACGCAAUGGAAGUUCCACACAUUCAGACACGUUGGAAACAUCGCAUUGUGGAUCAGAAGGAAUCAUUCUACGUUAAUCUCUAUCCAGAAUAUACAUCUAUUAGUCGAGCUAUCUUGGACUUGGUGCAGUACUACAAGUGGAAGACAAUCACUGUAGUUUAUGAAGAUAGUACAGGUCUCAUACGUUUACAAGAGUUAAUGAAAGCCCCCUCCAGGUAUAAUAUUAAAGUUAAAAUUCGUCAAUUGCCAUCAGGCAAUAGAGAUGCUAAACCUCUUCUGAAGCAGAUGAAAAGGGGGAAAGAGUUCUUUGUGAUAUUUGACUGUACAUAUGCUACUGCUGCCCAAAUAUUGAAACAGAUUCUCUCGAUGGGAAUGAUGACUGAAUAUUAUCAUUAUUUUUUCACCACACUGGAUCUGUUUGCACUGAAUCUGGAACCUUAUCGGUAUAGUGGUGUCAACAUGACAGGGUUUCGCCUUCUAAAUAUUGAUAACCCACGAGUUACAUCCAUUAUUGACAGAUGGGCCAUGGAACAGCUUCAGGCACCAUGGAAAUCAGAUUCAGGAAUCCUGGAUGGGAUGAUAACAACAGAUGCAGCCCUGAUGUAUGAUGCGGUGUAUGUCGUAUCUCUAGCUUUUCGGAAGGCAUUUCAAAUGACAGUCAGCUCUUUACAGUGUCAUAGGCACAAGCCUUGGCGCUUUGGAUCCAGGUUCAUGAAUCUCAUCAAAGAGACACAGUGGGAUGGCCUGACAGGGCAUAUCACCUUCAAUAAAACUGAUGGUCUACGGAAAGAUUUCAAUUUAGACAUUAUAAGUCUGAAGGAGGAAGGCCUGGAACAGAUUGGAAUCUGGAAUUCAAACACAGGACUGAACAUGACAGACAGCCUGAAAAACAAGUCUGCCAACAUCACUGACUCUUUGGCUAAUCGGACUCUUUUAGUCACCACUAUUUUGGAAGACCCUUAUGUAAUGCACAAGAAGUCUGACAAGCCUUUAUAUGGGAAUGACCGUUUUGAAGGUUAUUGCCUUGAUUUGUUGAAAGAAUUAUCAAACAUUCUGGGUUUCACUUAUGAAGUUAGACUCGUAGCUGAUGGAAAAUAUGGGGCACAGAAUGAGAAGAGCGAAUGGAAUGGAAUGGUUGGAGAACUCAUUGACCAUAAAGCAGAUUUAGCAGUUGCCCCUCUCACGAUUACCUACGUCCGGGAGAAAGUUAUUGACUUCUCAAAACCCUUCAUGACUCUGGGAAUUAGCAUCCUCUAUCGGAAGCCCAAUGGCACAAACCCAGGGGUUUUCUCUUUUUUGAAUCCGUUGUCUCCAGAUAUUUGGAUGUACGUGCUGCUGGCCUGCCUUGGGGUCAGUUGUGUACUUUUUGUUAUUGCCAGGUUUACACCCUACGAGUGGUACAAUCCUCACCCUUGCAAUCCUGACUCAGAUGUGGUGGAAAACAAUUUUACUUUGCUUAAUAGUUUCUGGUUCGGAGUUGGAGCUCUCAUGCAACAAGGCUCGGAACUGAUGCCCAAAGCUCUCUCCACUAGAAUAGUGGGUGGAAUAUGGUGGUUUUUCACAUUAAUCAUAAUAUCAUCAUACACUGCCAACUUGGCUGCCUUUCUGACUGUGGAAAGAAUGGAUUCUCCCAUUGACUCAGCAGAUGAUUUGGCAAAGCAAACCAAAAUAGAAUAUGGUGCUGUCAGAGAUGGAUCCACAAUGACUUUCUUUAAGAAAUCAAAGAUUUCAACAUAUGAGAAAAUGUGGGCAUUCAUGAACAGUCGGAAGCAGACAGCUUUACUGAAGAACAAUGAGGAAGGGAUUCAACGUGUUCUCACCACUGAUUAUGCUCUUCUAAUGGAGUCAACCAGUAUUGAAUAUGUUACUCAGCGGAACUGCAACCUGACCCAGAUUGGUGGCCUCAUUGACUCAAAGGGUUAUGGUGUUGGAACUCCAAUAGGGUCUCCAUACAGAGAUAAAGUCACAAUAGCCAUCCUGCAGCUUCAAGAGGAAGGAAAGUUGCACAUGAUGAAAGAGAAAUGGUGGCGAGGGAAUGGCUGCCCAGAAGAGGAUAACAAAGAAGCAAGUGCCCUUGGUGUUGAAAACAUAGGAGGGAUAUUUAUCGUGCUUGCUGCAGGGCUUGUUCUCUCAGUCUUUGUAGCCAUUGGUGAAUUUGUAUAUAAAUCCAGAAGAAACAACGAUGUGGAACAGGCCUUUUGUUUCUCUUAUGGAUCACAAUGUAAGCAAACGUACCCAUCCUAUUCUACAUCUGGAACCACGCUAUCCACUGAGUUAGAAUGUGGCAAACUAAUCCGGGAGGAGAGGCGAUUGCGACCACAGUCCUCCAUCCACACUGUUUAG
This is a messenger RNA of Hemiscyllium ocellatum (epaulette shark), 2562 nucleotides long. RefSeq names its product glutamate receptor ionotropic, kainate 1. Lineage: Eukaryota; Metazoa; Chordata; Chondrichthyes; Orectolobiformes; Hemiscylliidae. Gene Ontology annotation, biological process: monoatomic ion transport; synaptic transmission, glutamatergic; modulation of chemical synaptic transmission. The record is from RefSeq and is a predicted model, not a curated record. Gene Ontology annotation, molecular function: kainate selective glutamate receptor activity; transmitter-gated monoatomic ion channel activity involved in regulation of postsynaptic membrane potential. The transcript is spliced from 15 exons. Gene Ontology annotation, cellular component: presynaptic membrane; kainate selective glutamate receptor complex; plasma membrane. The coding region runs from base 16 to 2562 and encodes 848 amino acids.